Molecule: messenger RNA, 6558 nt
Organism: Amoebophrya sp. A120
Lineage: Eukaryota; Dinophyceae; Syndiniales; Amoebophryaceae
Source: the annotation of a GenBank genome assembly
AGAUGCUGCCGCUGCGAAAAUGAAGAUACACAACGAAAAAAAUGUUACUACACCCGAGCGAAAAUAAAUACUAGAAAGAAAGGGAAGAUCGCAGCAGCAUUUUCUUCCAAGCUAGUAGUUCUUUUCACUAAACAAUACCGACCGACGAGCUGCCAAUGUCCUCCUCCCCCUCCUCACCAGUUGAGAAUAAUAUUUCCUCCGCACAAGCAGCAGAACCAGUACCAGAAGCACAAGCAGCAGCGCUAAGUGCGCAUCCGUCGACGAUCAACCCUGCUGUGCCGUCUGCUUUUCCUCUACGGCAAAACAGCUUGGAAAAUGUCAGCGACGUGCCGGACGCGCAGCAUGAGGGCCACCAGGACGUGGAAGUCGACGUCGAGGCCAUGGACGUCGUCCACCACGCGCACGCGCCUUCCAUUGAUACAACCGCAUGUAGUACUAGCUCACCACAAACUGCCUGGUACCCCGACCCACCGAGCUGCACCAACUCGGCACGCACCCGGGCGAGUCGCGUUCCGGCGUCGCCGUCCUUUGACGAAGCGGAGGCCAGGUCUUGCGCAGUUUCGCGGGUAGGAGGUCGUGUUUGUGCAGAGGAAGGAGAGAGUCGAGCUACAAGUCGGCUGAACAAGUUUUUGAAUCCUGCGAUGAACAACAAAGUGGAACACGAACGAGAACAUGAUGUGGAAAUCAUGCCUGUGGGUGUCGGUGUGACUUCUGUGACUGCGUCAAGAACUACACUAGUAGACCCGCCCGCGACCACGACCACCGGCAGCGGUAGAAGCCUCUCGUCCUCCUGCGCCCCCGCUUCGCCAUUAUCUACGAUUGCUACGGCAGUUAACAGUUACAACCAAGCCGCGGGGGGAACGGGAACGCUCACGCUUGUGCCGGUUCUACCACAGACGAGUUGUUAUAGCAAGAGUGCAACUGUGGGAGGAGAUCAUGGAGAUGAUGUUGACCAACAGCAACAGGGUAGCAAUCAAAAUGGUCCUGCAGCCUCCAGUUCAACAUCUACUUCCAGUUCAACAGCUCUCCUGCAGCCGCUCCCUCGACAAACGAGGUCCGCGCCUUCCGAGUUGGCCGGGCUGGCAGCGACCGCAAGUGCAAAAAAUACCGGAGCUGCAGGAGGCGGAGCGGGAAUUACAGUAGCAAAAGUUACGACAGACGGUUCGAGUAGUUCUACUGUUGUGAACAGCAUCAAGACCUCCUUGUUGUCCACCCCUGGUCGCUUCGUGGUGCCGGAAGAUGGAAGUUCAACAUCUAUGCGCGGUGGAACGUCGACGAGACCUGCUGAUGUAGAUGUUCUUAAACUUGGUAUGGUACCUUUUACAUCAGGAGCACCUGCUACCUCCACGGUGCUGGAAAGAACAUCAUGCGCUGGUGGUCCUGAUGAAAAGGAGGAAGGUGGAAAGAAGCAGCUCUUGCAAGGAAACGACUACAUCGAGAAGAUCAACCUCUCCCCAAGGUUUGGGACGACUAGUGAUCAUGCAGGUUUUCUGACGAGCGGUGCCGACGACCACUACGCGCGACACCGCCCUGGUGUUUCAUCGCUGUUAUCUGCGACGUCCUCUAAGGCGUCUGCAUCAGCGCCUGUUGCGCAGCAGGUACUAGAUAGAACAACACCACGCAAAGAGAGGAGCGAAGACCUGACGUCUUCAUCUUCGGGUACUAGCUCUGACGUCGAGCUUGUUCAGGUGAGGAAUCGAAACGCGUCUGGAAGUUCCGCGGAAGUUCAGCAUGUUGACCAGGAGGCCGUGGACACCGAUCUUCAACCAAUGACGAGCUCAUCCAGUUGUACAACUUCCGGUGCGCCGGAAGGAGCACCACGAGAGCGACCAGCUGAAGAUGCGGUAGCAGACCCCAGUUUGAUAUUCGACGGCAGCAACAAUACAUCACUCUUCGGAAGCAGCGACACAACCUACGUGUUGAACACCACACGCAGCACGUCCAGCACGAUUUCUUCCCUCGCCAGCUCCCGCACGACAGGUUGUAAACAAGCUGCACUGGGAGGUAGUAGCAGUUGUAAUAGCGGCAGCAAUCUUAAUCUUUUGUUGAAAGGGAACGACUCUUGCUCCACCAUCGACACCACUGCGUCCUCCUACUCAAAUUGUAGUAGCUCUGGCGGUAGUAGUAGUACAACUAGGAUCGUAGGAGCUUCCGGUGCAGCGCAUGAGCCUUCGACACAGCACGACGAGCUCAGUGGUUCUUCUUCGUCGACGGGCAAUGCGUCAAGUUGGAGCAGCAAGCCCGGUGUGGAUACCGUGUUCGACGUCACCAAUCCUGCUGCUGCUGCACCUGUAGAAGAAGUUCUAGAUCCAAGCAAAAAUGAUACCGCCUCGAAUCACCCGCCCAUUCUCGUCAGCCGCAGGUCGGUGAGCACCCCGGACUGCCAUAGCACAUCAUCGCGAGCAAGUUCAUCUCUCCAAGAACUCCAAUCCGGCGGUGCCACGUCUUCAACCGAUAAUUGUAGCCCGCAGUCCCGCAGCUACCAAGGACAACAGCCGGCGAAGAUGCUGACUCCAAGUGAAGGCUCAUCUAGCGGCCUACUACCGGACCAGCACGGCAGUCUGGUGCGGAGCAAGAGCAGUUCUGAUAUACUUUCACCGACUGGAGGUGGGACAACGACAUGUAGUUCAAGGCACCCGCCAGAUGCAGACCCGUGGAAGGGGUGGCGCGUGCUGAUCGACACGUAUUACCUGUACUAUUACAACACGUACACGAACACGUCCCAGUGGCAGCUCCCGAAGGAGCUGCACCCGGUGCUGGGCGAGUGGAAACAGAUCACGACCAACUCGGGAAACCAGUUCUGGUGGAACAACAAGGCGCAGCUCUCCCUCUGGGAAGAUCCACGGCAGACCUACGACGUGUUUUCCGCGGUGCUCAGCGGGAAUUUGCUGUUUUUGUACCUGUUCGUCGAGUGCGGGGGGAAGUUGGAGAUCACGCACCCAGACACCAAUGCCACGCUCCUGCACUACGCCGUGGCCAGUGGCAACAGGAGAAUGGUGGAUUACUUGAUGGACAAGUUCUUUAAUAUUCCUACAAGAACAUCUAGUUGUAGUGCGGAAGGACAAGACAAGGGAGCGUCGAGAGGUGCUGGUGCUGGUGUAGAUCAAGUAAAGGGCGAAAGUACCACUUCUACGACGACGAAAACAUCAUCUUCAACCUGCGCCGCUGACAGCGUCGAGGGCAGCUUUCACUGGAUCGACAAAGAGGGCAACGAUCCGCUCGUUUACACGGUGCGAACCGGCUACUGGAACCUGAUCAAGCCGCUGAUGUCGCGGUUCCCGGUCAGGAUCACAAGGAGCGGUGGACAACAAGAAGACCUGCGCAAAAAGGAAGAUUUCCUUCCUACUAUCCCGUGGAACGUCGAGCAGGCGCUCCAUUUGGCCUAUGCCAUGGGAGCCUGGGAGUGCGUGCGCGAGUUGCAGCCCUACGCGGGCGCGGGCCUGCGGUUGAAGCACGCUGCAAACGGUGGCCACAUGGACGACGAUAAUACUAGCGCACCAGCACGACUAGAUCAUGGGUCAUCUGUGGGACGAACAGCGAACGAAAACUUUAACAGAUUCAAAACCGGUAAAAAAUCCGCAGAGGAAUCAUCAACAUCAAGAACAUAUUCAUCAGGCCACAUUGAGGUCGUGACGAGAGGUCAACAUUCCUCAACCACGACCUCGAGAAGUACACCAACUCAUAGCAGCAGCCGCAGCCCAUACGACUCCUGGUCCGCGGAUGAAAGAAGCAGUGAAAUAAGCGACCAUCGCUCGGCGGCAGGGGGUGUCGGCAGCUCGAGCAGUGCGGCCGUGUUCUUUUCGCCGAUUUUGCAGCACCAGCCCGUUGUUGCGCCGGUGCUGAUGCCGUUGUUGGAUCCGAACCAGAAAAUCACCCGGAUCGUCUCGAACUUGGUGGAAGGGGUGCUCGGACCGUGGGAAGCCGAUUCUGACGACGACGAACAGUUCUUGGACGCCGAGGACCAUAUCAACCAGUACGAGCAGCUCGAAAAUUUCGACCAGCUCGCAGCAGAAGACGACCAUGUUGAGAGUCUUCAGGAUUUCAGUCAUGAGGCGACGGCGCACGAGCUCCUUGCGGAGCAUGAGAGCUUGCUGUCUUAUAGCAACGCUGUUGCAGGAGCUCCUGCGUCUGCAGACGGUCGUGGUAGUGAACAACUACAUCAGGAACGAUAUAAAAAAGAUCUUCCCGAUGACGUCGACGCGUUUGCGGGAGCAGGUCAGCCUGCUCACAACGAGGCUGGUGACCGAAAGAAGUUCGUGCUGCAAAAGCAGCAGGACCAAGAAUGCGGCUAUGCCAAUGCAGAAAAAGAUCCGGAAGCUGACCCUGUCGAACAUGUCAGCAGUGUCUUCGCGACAGAAGACCAGGACCAGAAUUUGAAUUUCAUCCCUGCAGCGUCCGAUAGUAAUUAUUUCAGUACAUUUACGCGAGCAGAAGAUUCAUCUUUAUCUUUUCCAAGUGGGCACCCUUCUACAGCUUCGACGUCCCAGAAAAUCGUUUCCGAAGCCGAAGAGCAGAGCGACCAUACGUCGACCACGGACACUACCACGACUCCCAAUUCCGCAGACGGAAGUGCGCGAGCCCGGACCUCCGAGGGUGCGCGAGACUUGACCUUUCCCUUCAUCGAACAAGCACCAGACUGCGACGAGUCCACCUCUUCCAUAGUUCCUGUGGAAGAUCAAGACCGUACUCGGGGGCAAAGAACGACACAACACCAACCUUUUCCGGAAAUAAAAAUUUCCGAGACCACAGCAUUAGGCGCAGAGGCUAUUCGAGAAGGAACCGCCACCACCAGUGACGAACUAGACGAGGAAAGUGGUUCCCUUGCCCCGCUCUGGACCGAUCGCAGCGAAGAUUUCGCGAACUACAGCGCCACUGAAAGUUGCAACCCGCAGGAGGCCGGCGAGAGUGAGCUUGUGCUGACAGGGCACAAAUCUUACGCAGGCAGCCUACAGAAAUUAGGUUCCAGGAUUCCACAUCCGAGGACUUCUCGGAUAGGACUUCACAUCCGAGGAGUUCCCGGACCUGAAGUCACAUCCAAGAACUCCUCGCGUGUCAGCUCACAUCAGAGAACUCCUCGGACAUGCGUUGACAUCCCAGGAGUUAGUAUUUGAUGUGGCGAAAAUCCUUGGGAGCAAAUUCCUGCAAGUCACCUGCGUAAGAUUUGUGGUCUGAUCGGCAAUACCUAUUGGAGCACAAAUUCUACGCAGGUGAGUUACAGAUAUUGGCUUGCAGGAUUUCCGCCGCAUCGCGAAAUUCUUGACGCAGCGAAGAUCCUGGGAAAUAAUUCCUGUAAGUUACCUGCGUAAGAUUUGUCUUCUCACUGGUAAUACCGAUCUGGGCACAAAUCUUAUGCAGGAAACUUACAGAAAUUAGUUCCCGGGAUUUGCGUGCUGCGUCUCCAAUCGCCUCACUUGGACACGAGGAUCAUCAGUGUGUCCAAGUGUGGCGACUGGAGACGCAGUACGCAAAUCCCAGAAGUGCAUUUCUUUGGGGCACGAAAGCGGAAGCUGUAGGAGCGCGAGUUCUGCUCUGCUCUUAGGUAAAGAAAACUCGCGCAGCAGCUUUUUCCUCCUGGCCUUCUAGAAGUGUGCUUCUGAACACAUCUGCAGAGCGAUCUGCUUUGUCUUCUAGGCAGAAGACACAGCUUCUUCUAGAAAAGAAGUAGCUUCUUCUAGAAGCUGCGUCUUCUAGAAGAAAAAAGGUCUGUGUCUUCUACAGGGAGACCAGCCUUCUAGAAGAAGACAAAACUUCGCGGCUUCUUCUAGAAGAGGACGCAGCUUCUUCUAGAAGAAGAAGCUGCCUUUUCUUCUAGGAACUCAGUUUCUAGAAGAAAACUUCCGGAAAAAGUGUUCGGAAAGGGGGUUUGCAAAGGGGUCUUCAAAGGGGUCGCGCAAAGUGCCUUAAUCGCGAGCUAUAAAAGGGUCAGCGAAAGGGGUCAGCGAAAGGGUCUCUGGAAAGGGGUUUCCGCGGGACCUUUUCUAAAAGAAGUCAAGAAGACUUCUUUUAGAGUCUAAAAGAAAUCCAACGGAUUUCUUUUAGACUCUCAAAGGAUUUCUUCUAGAGUCUCAAGGUGCCUCAGAGGCGCCUUGAGAUUCUAGAAGAAAUCCUGGGAACUCAUUUCUGUAAGUCCGUUGCGUAGGAUUUGCACUCAGGUCGGGAUUACCGGUCGAAACGCAGAUCCUACGCAACCGACUUACAGAAAUGAGUUCCCAGGAUCCCACGUCCGAGAAUUCCUCGGAUGUCAGCUCACAUCCGAAAGGUUCGCGGAUGUGAGCUGCAGGAGAACUUUCGCGCGCAAAGUGCCGAACUUUGGCGCCCUGCUCGUGAAAGUUCGAUCCGCGUGUCCAAGUGCGGCGAUGUAGAAAAAACACGGGAAUUCUGGGAACUAAUUCCUGGAAGUCGCGUGCGUAGGGUGUGUAGUCAGACCGGGACUACCGGUCGAAACGUAGAGCCCGCGCACCUGCUUCAAAAUUUUUGAAAACCGAAGCCUUUCGGAACUGCUCUGGGAACUAAUUUCUGCAAGCUCUAAUGCAACCCGCAGGAGGCCGGCGAGAGUGA